Molecule: messenger RNA, 11657 nt
Organism: Portunus trituberculatus (swimming crab)
Lineage: Eukaryota; Metazoa; Arthropoda; Malacostraca; Decapoda; Portunidae
Gene: uif
Product: sushi, von Willebrand factor type A, EGF and pentraxin domain-containing protein 1-like
Exons: 30
Coding region: 164-10861 (3565 amino acids)
Biological process (GO): Notch signaling pathway
Molecular function (GO): Notch binding; calcium ion binding
Source: RefSeq, a predicted model, not a curated record
AAUCGGGCGAGGAGGUUUAGUCUUAGUGAGAGUUGAGUGAAGGAAGGGUGUGUGUUGUGUGUGUGUGUGUGCCCCCCACGCGCCCUUGCCAGCCUCUCUUCAUGCUGCAAUCCUCUGCCGGCCAGUCAUCGUAGGGUAGUCUCUAUCUAUAGGAAGGCCGACCAUGUUCAGGCCACUUCGGGGGGGCGCCCUGGUCCUCCUACUCGGGGUCCUCGCCUCUGCCCAACUCAAGAAGGAAGACGCUAUUUUCCACUGUCCUGAGGGAUGGGAGAUCAGGGGACAGUACUGCUACAAAUUCUUCGACAUCAGACAUUCGUGGGACAAGGCGGCCCAGUUGUGCAAACGGUUCGGCUCAGAUCUGGUGCUGGUGGAGAGCUAUGAACAGAACAAUUUCACCAACACCCUGGCGAAACGCUCUCUGGAUGACGCCGCAAACAGCUACUGGUUGGGGCUCGUCACCCUCAACGACCUUUCCACCAACACCCUCGGCAGCGCCAGCGGGAAGCACGUGUCCUUGUACUCAGGCUUCUGGUCACAGGGGCAGCCGCAGGUGUCAGGUGGAGAGUGCGUGCGUGCGCGGCUCACUGACCAGCACCAGUCAUGGGAACUGAGCACCUGCGAGAACCUGCUUCCAUUCAUGUGUCGCGUCCAGGCCUGCACCAGCGGCUCCGUCCACUGCUCCAAUGGCAGAUGCGUCAACAAGGCGUUCAUGUGUGACGGCCAGAAUGAUUGCGGUGACAUGUCAGACGAGACGGACUGCCCCGACCGAUGCCACUUCUACAUGCGCACGUCGGGAGCCUCCAUCGAGAGCCCCCAGUACCCCAAGAAGUACGGCCCCAACAUGGACUGCAAGUGGACUCUGGAGGGACCCGUCGGCCACAACAUUGUCCUCCAGUUCUUCGAGUUUGACACCGAGAAGAACUUUGACACCGUGCAGAUCCUUAGUGGGGGACGCACCGAGGACUCUGCCGUGUCCCUCACCACGCUCUCCGGACGACAGGACCUCGCUGACCGUCUCUUCAUCUCCGCCUCUAACUUCAUGAUCCUCAAGUUCAGGACUGAUGCCACUGUGGAGAAGAGAGGUUUCAGAGCCUCAUGGAAGACAGAACCUCAAGACUGUGGAGGAGAGCUGAUUGCAACACCCCAGGAGCAGAUCAUGACCUCCUACAACUACCCACUCGAGUACCCAGGCGGCCUCGAGUGUCUGUACCUCAUCCGGACACAGAAGGGACGCGUCAUCACUUUGGAGAUUCUCGACUUUGAGCUUGAGAAUGAGAAGGACUUCAUCUUGGUGCGUGACGGCAGCUCACCCUCUGACUCCCUGCUGGCCAGACUCUCCGGUCCUCAGGAGAAGAACCCUCGCUUCAUUGUGUCCACUGGCUCUGUCAUCUACUUCUACUUCUACACCAGCCUAGGCACCUCACACAGGGGCUUCAGGAUCAAGUACUACUCUGGGUGCUCCAUCUCUUUGGAGGACACUCAGGGCACCAUCACCUCCCCAGCAUACGGCAUCAAGGACUACCCCACCAACCAGGAGUGUCGCUACCUCCUCAGACGUCCCGGAGGUGGGCCCCUCUCCCUCAAGUUUAACAGCUUCAACGUCAAGGACAAGGAUACUGUGCAGGUGUUUGAUGGCAAGACAUCCUCAGAGGGCAUCCGUCUUCACUCUGGUGCUGGUUUCUCCGCCAACAACCCGCCCACCAUCACCCUCACUGCCGCCUCAGGAGCCAUGGUGCUGCUCUUCAACUCUGACCCCCUGCGUUCCUCUGUCGGCUGGUCUGCUAACUUCUCUGCUGACUGCCCCUCACUGGUGGCUGGCAAGGGUGCUAUUGCCUCCUCCAGGGAUACCUCCUUCGGCAGUGUGGUGACCUUCACGUGUCCUGUGGGACAGGAGUUCGCCAGCAACCGGUCCUCCAUCAUGACCACCUGCCAGCCAGGCGGAUCCUGGUCCAUUGAUUACAUUCCCAAGUGUCAAGUGGUGUAUUGUGGGCCGGUGCCUCAGAUCGACAACGGCUUCAGCAUCGGCGCCACCAAUGUCACCUAUGAGGGCCGGGCCACCUACCAGUGCUAUGCUGGCUUUGGCUUCCUCAGCGGCCAGCCCACCGAGUCUAUCAUGUGCACAGAGAAGGGACACUGGGAGAGGCUUCCAGAGUGCAUGGCUUCCCAGUGCCCACCACUCCCCGAAACACCUCAUGCUGAGACAGAUAUCCUCAAUGGAGGUGGCCGCAGCUAUGGCACAGUGGUGAGGUUUGAGUGUGAGCCGGGCUACUUCCGCACCGGCUUGCCCGUCAUCCACUGCAUGACCAACGGCUCCUGGUCUGGCGAGGUGCCCACCUGCUCCAGGAUCAGGUGCCACCAGUUCCCAGAGAUUGCCAAUGGGUUCGUGACAGACCUGUCUAGAGAUUACUACUUUGGGGAUGAGGCGCGAGUCCAGUGUCACCGAGGGUACCGCCUGAUGGGUUCCGCUAUCAUCCAGUGUGGCCCAGAGCAACAGUUCAUCAAUCUGCCUACAUGUCAAGACAUCAACGAGUGUGAGGCUGCCCAGUGUGACGCCGCCUCCACUGAGUGCCACAAUAGCCCCGGCGCCUUCUCCUGCAAGUGCAAGGAUGGCUUCAGGCCAAACCUGGACUGUCGGCCAAGAGGUGACUUGGGUGUGUCUGAUGGCGGGAUUCCUGAUGAUGCCAUAUUUGUGUCCUCUACGGCUGCUGGCUAUGAAAAGAAUACGGUUCGGCUCAAUUCUCAGCUGGGAUGGUGUGGCGCUGUGCCGGUGCCAGGCCGUAACUGGGUCAUGGUGGAUCUCCGUGUGCCUACUGUCAUUUUUGGCUUCCGCACACAGCCGGUGAAUCGUCCUGAGGGCAAGAUUGCCUUUGCCAAGUCCAUUCGCCUGCAGUACACAGACGACCUCACUGAUGUGUUCCGUGAAUACACCAACAAUGACGGCUCCCCUGUUGAGUUCCGCAUCACCUCCGGUGCCUCCCUCUCAGUGGUCAACUUGCCCACGCCCGUUGAGGCACGUUACAUCCGCCUCAACAUUGCUGACUAUGAUGAAGCUCCAUGCCUCAAGUUUGAGCUGAUGGGAUGUGCUCGUCAGGACUGCACCGACAUCAACGAGUGUGGUGAGAACAAUGGUGGCUGUGACCAGCGCUGCAUCAAUUCCCCAGGGUCCUUCUCCUGCCUCUGUAAUGUGGGCUAUGAGCUCUUUACAGAAAAUGGCACUGCAGGAUUCCACAUUGAUCAAUCUGAAUCUGGCCUGAGGGACGGCGACCGCUACCAGCUGAACAAGACCUGUGUGCGCAAGAUGUGCCCAACACUGACCUCGCCAGAGAAUGGCAUCCUGCUGGACACCCGCAAAAUGUUCCACUAUGGUGACAUGGUCAGCUUCCAGUGCAACUUUGGAUAUGUGAUGGUGGGCACAGACACAUUGGUCUGUACCAGCAGUGGUAUUUGGAAUGGCACUCUGCCAGAGUGCCGCUAUGCAAGCUGUGAGCUCCUGCCUGAUGACGCUGCCCAAGGCCUCAAUCUUAUAGGGGGUGAUGCAGAGACCUCUCUCGUGCCCUUCAUGCAGAAUGUCACUGUGUCCUGUAGUGCUGAGGGCCGUCCAUUGAGAGACACCCUCACUGCUGGUUUCCGUCAGUGUGUGUAUGAUCCUCUGACCGGCAGAACUGACUACUGGCUGUCUGGCGUCAUUCCAGAGUGUCCCCGUGUGGACUGUGGCGAACCUGCUGAGACACCAGGUGCCACGUAUGGCUUCACUCUGGACACACAGUUCCAGUCUUCUUUCUUCUUUGGGUGUGAGGAGACCUUCAGUCUGGCAGGUCAGACAAGCCUCAAUGACAAUGCUGUGCGCUGCCAAGAUGACUCCACCUGGGACUUUGGUGACCUGCGCUGUGAGGGACCUGUCUGUUCUGACCCAGGCCAUCCUCCGGAGGGUGUGCAGGUUGCCACCAGCUAUGAGCAAGGUUCCAAGGUGAGCUUCCAAUGCACUCGGCAAGGUUACAUCCCCAUCACGGACGACCCCAUCACCUGUGUGCGGGAGCCUGAGUGCCGCGUGGUGGCACCCAUUGGCAUCACUUCAGGCAAGAUCCCAGCAUCUGCCAUCAAUGCCACCUCACAACGAGUGAACUAUGAGGCUUUCAACAUUCGUCUCAACUCUGCCACAGGCUGGUGUGGACAGCAGGAAGCUUUCACCUAUGUGGCUGUGGACCUGGGUGUGGUGCACCGUGUCAAGGCCAUGCUGGUGAAGGGCGUCAUCACCAAUGAUGUUGUGGGACGACCCACAGAGAUUCGCUUCUUCUACAAGGAGAACGAGGCAGACAACUAUAUUGUGUAUUACCCGAACUUCAACCUGACAGCACGGGACCCUGGCAACUAUGGUGAGCUGGCCAUGAUCACACUACCAACUGUGGUGAAGGCACGCUUCGUCAUCCUGGGCAUCGUGAGCUACGACAAAAACCCUUGCCUCAAGUUUGAGCUGAUGGGCUGCCAAGAUGAGCCCCCCAGCCAGCGCCUGCUCGGCUAUGACAUGGGAUACCCAUGGUGUGUUGACAAUGAGCCACCACAGUUUGCUGAUUGUCCCAUCAAUCCCAUUGUGGUACAGAAGAAUGUGGAUGGCUACCAGGCUGUCAAUUUCACAGUGCCCACUGCCUUUGAUAACUCUGGUAGCAUUGCCAGGACUGAAGUUCGCCCUGCUGGAUUUGCACUACCAAAGUUUGUUCUUGAGGAUAUGAUGGUUGAGUAUCUUGCCUUUGACUUUGAUGGAAAUGUUGCCAUUUGUCAGAUCAACAUCACGGUUCUGGAUGACACCCCACCUGCCCUCACGUGUCCACAGAGCUAUGUCAUUGAGCUGGUGGAGCAGCAAGAGAACUAUCGUGUCAAUUUCAACUCAUCCAUCACACUUGCCAGUGUUAACGUGAGCGACAACAGUGGCGAGUAUCAGCUUCAGGUGCGACCUGAGGUGGCCCUGAUCAGGGUGGGCGGCUACGAGAAUGUCAGUGUUAUUGCUACUGAUCCAUCAGGCAACACAGCUGCCUGUAGCUUCCAGGUGGCUGUGCAAGCCACAGCUUGUGUUGAAUGGGAGCUGAAACCACCAGCUAAUGGACGACUCAACUGUGCCCCAGACUUGGGUGAAGGUGUGGAGUGUAUAGCCACCUGUGAUUCAGGCUUUAGGUUCACUGACAACAUGCCCUCCAAGACUUUCACUUGCAAACAGGACCUGUCAUGGCAGCCAACCCGUGUCGUGCCAGACUGUGUCAGUGAAAACACACAGCAAGCAAACUAUGAUGUGGUGGCUGACGUGACGUACCGUGCCAAUGGAGCUGUCCAGCCCACCUGUCUGCCUCAGUACAAGUCCCUACUGGAGCAGUACUAUGAGAGCCUGAAUGGGGUGCUUUCUGGUAGAUGUUCUGCUGCCUUCAAUGUGGCGAUUGACCUUGUGUUCCAAGACACACGUUUGGACCUGACUGAGGAGAAUGUGGUCUCUGUGGAGUAUGUGGUGCGUCUCACACCAGAGGUGAAUCAGAAGGAGUUGUAUGACCUGUGUGGCUCCACACUGUCCCUCAUCUUUGAUCUUAGUGUGCCCUCCACCUCAGCUGUGAUUGAGCCACUCCUUAGCCUGUCCUCUGCCGGUAACGCCUGCCCACCCAUGCGUGCCCUCAACUCCAAUGUGACACGUGGCUUCACCUGCAAUGUUGGUGAGGUACUCAAUACAGAGACCACUGUGGUGCCCCGCUGCUUGCACUGCCCUGCAGGAACCUAUGCACCCCAGAAUGAGGGAAUGUGCUCCCCAUGCAAGCGGGGAUUCUACCAAGAUGAGAGUCGCCAGGGUUCCUGCAAGCAGUGUCCACCUGGCACCUACACACGUCAUGAAGGCAGCAAGGCUCUGCUUGACUGUGUGCCUGUUUGUGGUUAUGGAACUUACUCUCCCACUGGCCUGGUACCAUGCCUCAACUGUCCCCACAACUCCUACACAGAGACACCCCCUGUGGAUGGGUUCAAGGAAUGCAAGGCCUGUCCUCCUGAAACUUUCACUUACUCUGCUGCCACUUCCUCACAACAGCUGUGCCGCCGCAAGUGCCGCCCAGGUGCUUACUCUGACACUGGCCUGGAGCCCUGUGCCCUCUGCCCUGUCAACUUCUACCAGCCCUUCGAAGGCCGCACCACCUGCCUCGAGUGUGAGACUGGCAACCGCACUGUGAAUGCUGGCUCAACCACCCCUCGUGACUGUCAGUCUGUCACCUGCACAGAAGGCACCUGCCAGAAUGGUGGAGUGUGCCUGGCACGGCAGCACCAGGUGCAGUGCUACUGUCCUGCAGGCUUCACUGGCAGGUUCUGUGAGGUUGAUGUGAAUGAGUGUGCCUCAAGGCCUUGCUACAAUGGUGGCACCUGUGUUGACCUGCCACAGGGUUACCGCUGUGACUGCCCCACCAGCUACAGUGGCCAGCAGUGCCAGGAAGAAGAGACAGACUGUGUGGAGGAUGCCUGUCCAGCCCGCGCCAUGUGCAAGGAUAACCCCGGCAGGAACUCUUACGAGUGCCUCUGCCGCUCUGGCUACACAGGUCCCGCCUGCAACAUCACUGUCAACCCGUGCACAGAGAGUGGCAAUCCAUGUGCCAAUGAUGCCAUCUGUGUCCCACUAGAGCAGGGUCGCUUCCGCUGCCAGUGUCAGCCUGGCUGGGAAGGUCGUCUCUGUGAGACCAACAUUGACGACUGUGCCGACAUCCCGUGUCUCCUGGAUGCCAACUGCACUGACCUCGUGCAUGACUUCCGCUGCGACUGUCCCGCUGGGUUCACUGGCAAGCGGUGCCACGUCAAGGUGGACCUGUGCCAGCCUUCCCCUUGUGCUAAUGGCAUUUGUGUUGAUCGAUUCUUUGAACAUGAGUGCAUCUGUCACCCGGGAUGGUCAGGUGAGGAAUGUGACAUCAACGAUGACGAGUGUGCCUCCAACCCCUGCAUGAAUGGUGGCCAGUGUCUGGAUGAGGUGGAUGGCUUCCGCUGUGCCUGUGACACUGGUUACACAGGCAGCAUCUGCCAGCACACCAUUGAUGAUUGUGCUUCUGACCCAUGCCAGAAUGGUGGCACCUGUGUGGAUGAGCUGGAUGGUUUCACCUGUGAGUGCCGGCCAGGCUUCGUGGGCUUGCAGUGCGAGGCAUCCAUUGAUGAGUGUAUCAGCAAUCCCUGCAAUCCUGAGGGCACCGCCAAGUGUCUCGACCUGGACAACAUGUUCCGCUGCCGCUGCAACCCAGGCUACGAGGGAGAAUUCUGUGAGCACAACAUCAAUGAAUGUUCCUCCAGCCCAUGCAUGAAUGGUGCCAUCUGUAUCGAUGGUGUGAAUGAUUUCUCAUGCACCUGCAAGGCAGGUUGGACCGGAAAGCGAUGUGAGAAUGACAUUGGUGGCUGUGACGGCCUGCCGUGCCUCAACGCUGCCCAGUGCAUCAACCUGUUCCAAGACUACUUCUGUGUUUGUCCCUCCGGCACUGAUGGCAAGCGGUGCCAAGUGACUCCCGAGCGGUGUGUGGGCAACCCCUGCAUGAAUGGCGCCUCGUGCCAGGACUACGGCUCCGGCCUCAACUGUACUUGUUCCAGGGAUUACACCGGUGUGGGGUGCCAGUAUGAGUUUGACGCCUGUGAGGCCGGACUGUGCCAGAAUGGUGCCACCUGUGUGGACCGUGGUGCUGGGUAUGAGUGUGUAUGUCCUCCAGGAUACACAGGCACUCACUGUGAUCAGGACAUCAUGGACUGUACCCAGACAUCCUGCCCACCAGGAGCAACCUGCAUUGACCUCACAAAUGACUUCUAUUGCAAAUGUCCCUUCAACCUCACUGGUGAGGAUUGCAGGAAAGUCAUCAACAUUGACUAUGAACUUUACAUCAAUGAUGAAAGCAAAGCCUCCAGUGCAUCCCUGGCCACGCCCUUCGAGCUGGGUGAGGCCACCUCUUUCACCCUGGCCUUCUGGGUACAGUUUGCUGUCCAGGAUGAUCUUGGCACCAUCUUCACUCUCUACUCUGUCUCGAGCCCCUACGUGCCCACCAACAGGCGGGUGCUGCUGCAGGCCACCAACACUGGCAUAGCAAUAGAGUUCUUUGAGGACAUCAAGGAGUUUGUGACGUAUCGCACCAACAUUCCAGUGAAUGACGGCCAGUGGCAUCAUGUGGCACUGGUGUGGGACGGCAUGGCUGGCACCAUCACACUGACCACCGAUGCUGUGGUCGUGGCUCAGGUGGAAGACUUUGGUCAAGAUCGCCACCUGCCCAUGUUUGGCUGGGUCACACUGGGAUCAGUGGAAUCUGAAUUUAGCGGCUACAAGAAUGAGCGAGGCUUCCAUGGUCGCAUUGCUCGCCUCAACGCAUGGAACAGACCACUGGACUUCAGAGCAGAAAUUCCCAAGAUGGUUCGCUCCUGCAUGAACUCCCCUGUGAUGUUUGACGGCCUGCUGCUGCGCUGGUCCGGCUACGACAAGGUGAAGGGCAAUGUGGAGCGCAUUGGACCAUCCACCUGUGGCCAGUAUGUGUGUCCACCAGGCUACACCAGGGAUUGCAUGGUGCUGGAGAGGGACAAGACACCACCCCGCAUUGACCACUGCCCCGGCGACAUGUGGGUCAUCACUCACAAUGGCUCUGCUGUGGUGGACUGGGAUGAGCCACUCUUCACCGACAACAUUGGCGUCACAAACCACCUUGACAAAUCAGGCUACUCUCCAGGACAGGCCUUCUCCUGGGGCACCUACGAUGUGGCCAGAGUGGCUUAUGAUGCUGCAGGAAAUGCCGGCACCUGCUACUUCAAGGUGUAUGUGUUGGAGGACUUCUGCCCCAAGCUGGAGGAUCCUGUGGGUGGCAUCCAGCGCUGCACUGACUGGGGCCCCGGUGGCAGGUUCAAGGUGUGCAAGAUUGAGUGUAAUGAAGGACUCAAGUUCUCCACUGAGGUACCAGACUUCUACACCUGUGGAGCUGAAGGCUUUUGGCGCCCCACAGAGGACCCCACCGCCCAAAUGGUGUACCCAGCCUGUGCCCCCUCCACCCCUGCCCAGAGGGUCUUCAACAUCAACAUGCAGUUCCCAUCAUCUGUCAUUUGUAAUGCUGCUGGCCAGAAUGUGCUUAGUGAGAGAAUCAGACAUGCUCUCAACAAACUCAACUCUAGGUGGAACUUCUGUACUGACACCACAGCCUCCAGUGGAAAGUGCAAUGGUCUGGACGUUUUGGUGGACUGCUCCAGGAGGAACAGAAUUGCUCGGGAAGCAGAGCCUGAGAGGCAGAAGCGCCAGGCUGCUCCAGAGACAGAUGACGUGUAUGAAGUCAAGAUUACCUUCCCAUCAGUCAAUGAUCCAAUUUCUACAACGGAUGACCAGUUAGAGUCGACGGUGAGGCAGAUCAUUGAGUCCAUCAUCCUGGAGGAAGACCAGUUUGACGUGCGGGAUGCCCUGCCCAACGUGGUGCCCGACCCGUCCUCCCUCCUGCUCAAGUCUGAGUACUCGUGUCCUGUUGGCAAGGUUGUGGUGGGCAGUGAGUGUGUGGACUGUGCCACGGGAUCUUACUACAAGCUGGAGACAAGGGAAUGUGUGCCUUGUGAGCUUGGCUCAUACCAGAAUGAGAUUGGCCAGGUGGCAUGCAAGCCUUGCCCACAAAUUGCUGGCCGUGGUGGCGUCACCAAGAACACCGGUGCCCGCUCUGUGGGUGAGUGUCAGGAACGCUGUGCUGCAGGAAGAUACUUUGAUGGGGAGAUUGGUGUGUGUCGCUCUUGUGGCUACGGCUAUUUCCAGCCUGAAGAAGGCAAGUUUGCAUGCACACGGUGUGCCCGAGGCCUCACCACCCGCACCAGGGAAGCUGUCUCCUCCUCUGAGUGCCGAGAGGAGUGUGAGUCUGGACUCCAGCUGGGCAAGACUGGACCCUGUGAGCCUUGCCAGCGUGGCACCUACCGCACAAAGGGCAUCCAUGCCGCCUGUGUGCCCUGCCCUCAGGACCGCACCACCCUGGGACCCGGUGCCUCCACCGUGGAGGAGUGCUCUCUGCCUACCUGUACUGCUGGCACCUUCCUCUCCAGCCUCAAUGGUGUGCACGAGUGUCUCAAGUGUCCCAAGGGCACAUACCAGCCUGAGGCACUGCAAACCUCUUGCAUUGACUGCCCGCAAGACACCUCCACUCGUGAUGUUGGCGCCACCUCCCUGGAGGAAUGCUCUAACCCUUGUGAGGUGCAUGGUGAGAAGAUGUUGUGUGAUCCCAAUGCUCUCUGCCUAUUCAUUGCUGAGACCAACGACUUUGAGUGUCAGUGCAAGCCAGGCUUCAACGGCACCGGGAAAUACUGCUCAGACAAGUGUGAGAACUUCUGUCAGAAUAACGGUGUCUGCAAGAAGGAUGAUGAUGGGGAACCUUACUGCGUGUGCUCCGGCUCCUUCACUGGCAACAAAUGUCACGUCAAGAGUGACUUCACAUACAUUGCUGGUGGCAUCGCAGGAGCUGUUGUGUUCCUCAUUCUGAUUGUGCUGCUCGUCUGGAUGAUCUGUAUCCGGGCCACCAGGAAGAGGGAGCCCAAGAAGAGCUUCCUUGCACAGCCCUCUAUUGACCCCAAUGGCUCUCAGGUGAACUUCUACUAUGGAGCCCCUGCACCUUAUGCAGAAAGCAUCGCUCCAUCCCACCACUCCACCUACGCUCACUACUAUGAUGACGAGGAGGAUGCCUGGGAGAUGCCAAACUUCUACAAUGAGACUUACAUGAAGACUGGAUUCCAGAAUGGCGCCGGGAACAGCCUGGCUCGGUCCAACGCCUCCAUCUACGGCAACAAGGAAGACCUGUAUGACCGCCUCCGCAAACACGCUUAUCAGGGGAAGAAAGAUAAAGAUGAGACAGGAGACAGUGACGACCAGGCCCGUUGAGAAAUUAAAUAGAACUCAUAAAAAAUUGUGUUGUAUGGUGUGUGUGAAAGCAAAAAAAGAGAGACACAGGUGCUUGCAUAGGGAUAACAACUGGCCAGCUCCCUAUUGCUCUUCUUCAUUGAGUAUUACACUGUCAGCUUUGAGAGAAAACAUGGCAUUAUCUCCUACAUAUCAGCCGCCAUUAACCGCUGGACUUAACCACUCGAAUGUCAGUCAAUCUUAAGGUGCCUUGAAUGGAGAGCAGCUGUGACUCACCCUUCUACUAUUACUGCAUUAGCUGCCAUGUCCUUUGUAUCUUUAAUGCUCAUUGUGGGAAUCUUAGUGUGUGCUGAGUGUAAGAGACUGACUGCUGAUUUUUUAUAUGAUUCUUUGGGAAAGUUUAGUAUGUUUGAAUCUGUUAGCUGGCGGGAGGCGGAGAAGGAGCCGUCAUCUGAGGUGCAAUUCAGGUGAAGUGUGGAGGAUGAAAAAUGGAUGACCUGCUCCGUCCCCACCUCAGAAAUUACUCGUGAACAUACAGUAGGUAAUAAUGAUGAGGUUUGUAGUUGUUGAACUCAGGUGUGUGUGUGUGUGUGUGUGUGUGUGUGUGUGUGUGUGUGUGUGUGUGUGUGUGUGUGUGUGUGUGUGUGUGUGUGCGCGCCCCUACCUGUCUUCUAGUACCAUUCUUUUAUACAUACACGUUGCACUCUUUUCCCUUUAAUUGUUGCAUACUAUUUAUUCAUGAUAGGAAACGAUGCCACUCUUGGACCAGUGUGUGUGUGUGUGUGUGUGUGUGUGUGUGUGUGUGUGUGCGUGCGUG